UCGCCGGGUGGAAACCGUCCCCAAAUGGAAAGAAUGUUGAUUGGGACCCACAAUGGUGCUUUUCACUGUGAUGAAGUGUUGGCAAUUGCAAUGCUUAAACAACUCCCAGAGUACAAAAAUGCAUACAUAAUGCGCUACCGGGAUGUGCAAAAACUGGUCAAUUGCAAUAUUCUCGUUGAUGCUGGCGACAUUUUCGACGCGGCCACUAAUCGCUUUGACCAUCAUCAGCCAUCAUUUAACCUUACUAUAAAGGAUUUCCAUCCUAAGCUGGAACCAGCCGUGAAAUUGAGCAGUGCGGGUCUCAUUUAUGCGCACUUUGGUAAAAGAGUAAUUACCGAGAUUGCUGGGAAGUUGAAUUCCGAUGAGGACUUGGAAGCGGUAUUUAAACCGGUAUGCUACCUGCACCUCAUUUCUUUCGAAUACCUGUAUAAGGAUUUUAUUAGUGAAGUGGACGCUACUGACAAUGGUGUGCCAAUUUCAGACGGUGCAACAAAUUACCUUAUUAAAACCGGAAUAAGUACGCGAGUGAGACGCCUAAACUCAGCCUGGAAUAAAGAUGAAACAGAAAUGCAGCGCUUCUUCGAGGCGCUAGCUCUGGUUUUUAACGAAUUGGUUGCAGAUGUCAGGCAUUUAGUGGACGAAAUGCUACCGGCUAAAACCCUUGUGAAGGCUGCUCUUAAGUCACAUUUUUCCGUCCAAACCUCUAGAACGAUUGCACUACAGACCACCCAAACACAAAUAGCAUAA
Molecule: messenger RNA, 747 nt
Organism: Dibothriocephalus latus
Lineage: Eukaryota; Metazoa; Platyhelminthes; Cestoda; Diphyllobothriidea; Diphyllobothriidae
Source: the annotation of a GenBank genome assembly